Molecule: messenger RNA, 2639 nt
Organism: Chenopodium quinoa (quinoa)
Lineage: Eukaryota; Viridiplantae; Streptophyta; Magnoliopsida; Caryophyllales; Amaranthaceae
Product: putative F-box protein At5g60060
Exons: 4
Coding region: 352-2040 (562 amino acids)
Source: RefSeq, a predicted model, not a curated record
ACUUAAGAUGAUUUUUAAGUAUGUUUUUUUUUCCCUUUGAUUAGCUCUAAGCUAGUUGAGACGGCCCGAAUUUAGGGUUGGACGAAUCACUUGAAUUAACUUGACAAUUCAUCUAGUAUAAGGUAAUAAGGUAAGUGAUACGAGAGUUCAACCAUUGAGCUAUGUCAAUCGAGGUCAAUUAGACCCUCCGAUCUUGUCUAAGUGUAUACUCUAGACGACCUGACCCAUGACCCGUGGAACCAUAUCACCCGAUCAAAGUAAACUCAAUUGGGCUAAUGUUAUUGGCAUAAUUUUUCUCUUUUUCCUCAUCAAAAUUCAAAAACUAACCCUCCAAAUUUAGAGACUAAGAUAAUGAAAAAAGAGGACAGAGGAGCAAAAACCAGAGUUCGCCGGAAAAUUGCAACAAGAUGGUCGGAUCUUUCACCGGAAACAUUAUUGAGAAUCGGAAAUCGCCUUGAAAGUCGACUUGACGUCAGCAGAUUCCGGUCAGUAUGCAAAAAUUGGCGCGCUUCUUUACCUCUACCCAGAAACCCUAGUUUUUUAACCCCUUUUUUUCCUCGCCAAAUCCCUAAUCCAAUUUCUCUUCCAUUCAAUAAGCAAGGUUACGAUAACAUUGAUCUUGUUCCAAUUUCUGUGUUUUUUGUUAAACGCCUUGAUUGUCAGCUUGAUAAUGAUUCCAAAGGUUGGAUUUUAACUGUUGAAGAAAGGCAACCUGGUAAAAUUCGUCUUCUCUAUCCAAUUUCGAGGGACCCCAUUUCAAAUUUUCCUAAGAAUUUACCUAAAACCCUAAAUCUUUCCGAUUUUCGGGUUUCGGAGAUUGGUAAAGGAUGUUGUUUUAGGUCUGAUAGUGGGUCAAUUUCUGAUUGUAAAGUUGUUGUUUACUCAGAUUCUGCUCAACAAUUGUAUGCUACUGCUACUGAUUUCACUGCUGUGGUUUUAUACUCUUUAGGGAAUUUGUUUGGUUUAAGAUUAAAUGGUGGGUUUUGGAAAUUUGAAAAAAUAAAUUCGUUUUUAUGGUUUAAGGAUAUAAUAUGCUUUAGAGGAACUUUUUAUGCAGUUGCUGGGGGUGGAAAAUUGUAUGUUGUUGAUCAUUUGACAUUCAAGGUGACUGAUACUGUCGUUGAUUGCUUCGUUUGUGCUCCUAACUGUGCAAUUCAAUUGGUUGAAUCUUGUCAAGAACUCUUGUUAGUUGUUAAAGAUGACAUAAAGGUUUACAAGUUGAAUGUAGUGCUACAAAAAUGGGAGGCUGUGCAAACUCUAGUAGAUAGAAUCAUGUUUUUGGGUAUUGAUUGUUGCUUUCUCCUCUCUACUGAAAAUGUGUUAUGGCAUAAAGGGAAUUUUAUUGUUUCGAGCUCAAGUUUGAACUCGUUACGAUCCAAGUGGGUAGAGUUGACGGAAAAUUUUGGGAUUUACAUAUCUUGUUUAGAAGAUGUGGUAAAAAAGAUACAUAAGACAAACUUUGAGGCUAUAUCUUGUAUGUUGUGGCCACCUCCAACAUGGCUUCCCCCAGAUACGUCUACACCCGGCAGGGAUUCUGAGAAGGAUGAACAUGAACAAGUGGAUAUCCGUAGCCUAGCUUCUCCUACCAGGCCUGAGAUAGCAUUCCCCGUUGUAAAAAAUGAAGUUGAGGAACAGAUUCCGGUUAACCAAUCCCCUAAUUUCCUUAGCAGUUCUACAUUUGAGGAGCGAAUUGUUUCUGAUACAGUACACAGACAUGAAAAAGCUUUGGAACCAGAGACUCCAGAGAAUAAUGCUUUGUCAGGUUCUAAGGCUCCUAAAAUGCAGCAUUCUUGGGAGUAUGCUUCAAUGUUGAAGCUCUCUGGCAUAGAAGUCCGGUCUGACUUUCUGCCUGUUCUAGAAAAGAUUUGGGUGAAGCAUGGGGAUGUUGUUGAAGGGAGUGCAAUACGUAGUUGCGAUACUAAAGCAACAGCAUUGGAGUCUUUAGCAAAGAUGGUAAUAAUACUCAAAUCUAACUCUGGAAAGACUUUGUCUGAGGAUCAUGCUCAUUAUCUGGGUUCCACCUUAUCUGAUCUCAACUGAUGCACCUGAAAAUAGAUUGGUUGGUUCCGUUUGUAGAGAAGGCUUUGGCAUUGCGUAAAAGAAUGCAAUUGGAGGCUGUUCUUAUGGAGAUUGACAAGGUUACAGUCGUGGCCAACGCUAUUGAACAUAAUUUUCUUGAAAAGAUUGCUGAAGUGAAGCAAGUGCUUGAAAGGGAUAAAAAGAUUGUUUUUGAUAGCAUGUCUGUGUUUGGGCCAAUAGAGCAGGAACAAUGCCUAGGCAAAGAUUUAUGCUGAUUUCUGACUUUGUAAAUGAUACUUUCAGAUAUUCAUAUAUCAAUUUUUGGAGUCGAGUAGCAGACAAAGCACAGCAGAACUGAAGGCAUUUCAUGUGUUCUGCUGCUCUUGCAUACUUUUGUUAAGGAGGUUUAAUUUUUGCUCCUGCUAAAUGUAAUGAUAUUUCUGCUAGUUCUAUGAAGCAUGGAGUAGUUAAAUGUUUGGAGAUGAAUUUGCUUGAAUUUAGUUUGUUUCAUCAUCAGAUCUUGUUGGUGAUUCCACAAUUCCAUUGUAUUUUCCACUUGCAUGUUUUGCUUCAAACAUUUAUUCCUUGCCAUUGCUAUGUAUCCAGUUGAUAACUUGAUA